AGCAUUUUCUAGAAUAAGACAAACCAACAUUAUAUUAUAAUACUAUAAUGAGUAUUUCAAGAUAUUAUAAACGAGAAAAGUGAUGGAGAACAACCCUAGUUCAUCAAGACUUGACAGAAAAUUCAUUGAGAGAAACAGAAGAAAUCAAAUGAAAACUCUCUACCACAAACUCAAUUCAAUUCUUCCUCAUCAAACCUCAAAGGCUAUUUCGAUGCCGGAUCGGCUAGAGGAAGCAACAAAUUACAUAAAGACGUUGCAGAUAAAUUUGGAGAAAACGAAGGAAAAGAAGAAGUUUCUACUAGAAACUCAAAGGCCAAAUGUGAAUAUGAAAAGAAGCAAGAAAUUGAUAUUAAAAUCUCCAAAAAUUGAGAUCCACCAAAUAGGUUUAACCUUACAAGUUGUUCUAAUAACUGGAUUGGAUUCACAGUUUUUGUUCAAUGAAACCAUUAGAAUUCUGAAUGAAGAGAGACUUGAUAUUGUUAAUGCUAGCUAUAAAGUCAAUAAAGAUUCUGUUUUCCAUUCAAUACAUUGUCAGGUACAAGAAGAAUUUGGCAAUGGAAGUGCAAGAAUAUCUGAGAGAUUGAACAAGUUUAUGCAUGAUUAUUAGCCUAAGCCCUAAUGCAUGUCUUCGAUUUCAUUAAGCUAUUAUAAAUAUAUAAUUCUAUAUAUGUGUGCAUUUUGUAAUAUUUAUCUAUAUCUAUGCUGGUGUUUAGAUUCUGUUUUUUUUUAUUUUAUAUAGAAAUGGAAAAUAUCUGAACUAAAAGGUUUUGAUA
Molecule: messenger RNA, 773 nt
Organism: Lathyrus oleraceus (garden pea)
Lineage: Eukaryota; Viridiplantae; Streptophyta; Magnoliopsida; Fabales; Fabaceae
Product: transcription factor bHLH162
Exons: 3
Coding region: 83-607 (174 amino acids)
Biological process (GO): regulation of transcription by RNA polymerase II
Cellular component (GO): RNA polymerase II transcription regulator complex
Molecular function (GO): DNA-binding transcription factor activity, RNA polymerase II-specific; RNA polymerase II transcription regulatory region sequence-specific DNA binding; protein dimerization activity
Source: RefSeq, a predicted model, not a curated record